AUGGUCUGGAGCCCAGCAAGCAAUGCUACUCUUACUCUGAAUGUGGAUGGAGCUUUCCUUUCUCAACUCACUAAGGGUGGUCUGGGAGGAGCUCUCCGAGACUCACGUGGAAUAGUUCAUGCUGCUUAUCAAAUUGCAGCUCCUUUCGUCAGCUCGGCUUUACAUGCUGAACUUCUGGCAAUCAAAGUAGGUCUGCAACUACUUAGUCUGCAUAACUUCCAGUCUGUGUGUAUCCAAUCUGAUUGUUUGUUAGUUGUCCAAGACAUUAAUGGCAAUUCUACCAAUCAUACAGAGUAUGGUACUUUGAUUGAGGACAUUCAGUUCAUGCUGCAACAACUGCAGCAAAUCCAUGUAUCUUAUACUCCUCGUACUUGUAACAAGAUAGCUCACAGAUUAGCCAAUUUAGCUUUUGAAUCCGAGCAGACUAUGUAUUGGAUUCAAGAAACUCCGGAUUGCAUCCGCGACAUUGUACUAAAGGAGCUUCCUCCUCUUACUUAG
Molecule: messenger RNA, 498 nt
Organism: Rosa chinensis
Lineage: Eukaryota; Viridiplantae; Streptophyta; Magnoliopsida; Rosales; Rosaceae
Exons: 1
Coding region: 1-498 (165 amino acids)
Molecular function (GO): RNA-DNA hybrid ribonuclease activity; nucleic acid binding
Source: RefSeq, a predicted model, not a curated record